AUUAAGGGACACGUUUGGUACUUCAAAAACUUCAAGUCCCAUAAAUCGGAACCAAAAGUUCCAAAACGCGACAAUUGGCGGUCUCUCUCUUAAAUAACUGGCGAAGUGAACUGAAGUGGCGCCUUGCGUUUUCUGCCCUAGGUUUUCCCUUUAAUCCUUCAAUCUCUCAAAAUCUUAACCAAUCUUGUUUUCUCUCCUUCCAAACAGUUAUUUGUCUCCAAAAGUCCCUAAUUGUUGGGUUUCCAUGGAGGUAAAUCUAACGGAAGGGGCGGUGUCGCGGAUUAUAAGCAGAGAGGUGUCGACCGAGAGGGAUUUGAAACCUGUGCUUCAAGUGAUAGAGCUGAAGGAGGUUCAAACGACGUCGAAGAAUCCGCAACAGCAGCACCAGCAAGAACCGAAAAAGAGCGAGAGGUUCAGGCUACUGCUAUCGGAUGGGUCGUUGACGCAGCAAGGGAUGCUCGCAACCAAUAAGAACGAACUUGUGAAAUCCUCCAUGUUGCAAGUAGGAUCCGUUGUUCAAUUGACUCAGUACAUUUGCAAUGUCAUCCAAGAUCGAAUGAUUGUUAUUAUUAUUGAGUUGGAGGUGAUAGUUGGAAAAUAUGAUACCAUUGGGAAGCCUGUACCAGCACCAAAAUCUUCUAGGCUUGCACAAGUCCCUACUGAUCAACCUGGGACAGUGAUGGUGCAGACCAACUCUUUAGGAGGAAACUCAGUUGGUGGCAGUAUGGCUGAUAAGCUGAACUCCUCUGGAGCCACUCUACAGCAGCCUAGAGUGAAUCAACUGCAUGGUAGUUCUUAUCCUAAUGAAUCUGAACCAGUAAGAUAUUCUGCUGCAAAUUCACCAUCCCUUUAUCCUAAGGCAGAUCCUUCUGCUGGUUUUCCUGGAUCAUCACCUUUGAGUGGACCAUAUGGUGUUCAGAGUACAGGUUUCCAUAAUCCUAGGCCAGCAGCUUCACGUCCUCUAAGCACCUCUAACCGCCAACAAAUACCUUCCUAUCAACAGUCCUCCCCAAUGUACACUAACAGAGGGCCAGUAGCCAAGAAUGAGGCAGCACCCAGGAUAAUCCCGAUUUCUGCUCUGAAUCCUUAUCAGGGCAGGUGGACAAUAAAGGCCAGAGUAACGGCAAAGGGAGAACUGAGGCGCUAUAACAAUGCUCGUGGUGAUGGUAAAGUUUUCUCUUUUGAUCUCCUUGAUUCUGAUGGUGGGGAAAUACGGGUGACCUGCUUUAAUGCUGUCGUUGACCAAUUCUAUAACCAGAUUGAAGCUGGUAAAGUUUAUUUGAUUUCUAGGGGAAGUCUAAAACCUGCUCAGAAGGCUUUUAAUCACCUUAACAAUGAUCAUGAAAUAUUUCUUGAUAGCGCAUCAAUAAUACAGCCGUGUUAUGAGGAUGACAACACAAUUCCACACCAGCAGUUUCAUUUCCGUACCAUAAGUGAUGUUGAAGGCAUGGAGAACAAUAAUAUUGUGGAUAUAAUUGGUGUAGUAUCAUAUAUCAGUCCUACUGCUUCAAUAAUGAGAAAAAAUGGUACAGAAACUCAGAAGAGAACCCUUCAUUUGAAGGACAUGUCUGGCCGAAGCGUUGAAUUAACUUUAUGGGGAAUUUUUUGCAAUGUUGAAGGACAAAAGCUCCAGUCUUUGUGUGAUUCUGGGGAGUUUCCAGUUCUGGCUAUGAAAACUGGUAGGGUGAGUGAUUUUAAUGGGAAGGCAGUGGGAACUAUCUCUACAACCCAGUUAUUUAUCGAUCCUGAAUUUCCUGAGGCUCACAGGCUAAAGGAAUGGUUUGUCAGUGAGGGGAGGAACACUCCUUCUGUCUCUAUUUCUAGGGAAACAUCAAGUUUGAAUAGGACAGAUAAUCGAAAAACCAUAUCACAAAUCAAAGAUGAGAGGCUAGGAACUUCCGAGAAGCCUGAUUGGAUUACAGUUGUAGCAACUAUUGCAUACAUCAAGUUAGACAAUUUUUGCUAUACAGCUUGUCCAAUCAUGAAUGGGGAUCGUCAAUGCAACAAAAAGGUUACAAAUAAUGGAGAUGGGAAGUGGUGGUGUGAUAAAUGUGAUACAUCAGUAGAUGAAUGUGACUACAGAUAUAUAAUUCAGUUUCAGAUACAGGAUAAUACAGGCAUAACGUGGGUGACUGCUUUUCAGGAGUCUGGUGAGGAUCUCAUGGGGGUGUCUGCGAAGGAUUUGUACUAUUUGAGGUUUGAAAACCAAAAUGAUGAAAAAUUUAUGGAAAUCACACGCCAGGUUAUGUUUAACAAAUAUAUAUUCAAGUUGAAAGUGAAGGAGGAAACUUUCAGUGAUGAACAGCGUGUGAAAUCGACAGUGGUGAAAGUAGAAAAAGUAAAAUUUUCAUCAGAAUCGAGGUACCUUUUGGAUUUGGUUGAGAAGAUUAAAGCAAAUGAUUCUAGUCCAUUUGCAUCAAAGGCAGAGUUUACCACUCCUAAUCAUGGAAUGGAUUAUACUGGAAUGGGGACUGAUGGAAGCAGACAUCUUGCAACGACAACUGCUAGUAGAGAAAAUGGGUUAACUGCAAAUCAAGGGGGUCAAUAUGGAAAUCAGCACAGUGGUUCUAGGCUUAGAGAAACUUCUGAAAGCAUGGAUGUUUUCUGUAACAGUUGUGGGGUUACUGGUCAUAGCCCUACAAAUUGCCCUACCAUCAUGAAUGGUCCAGUACAGUCCAUGAGGAGGGACUAUUCUGCUGAUAGAAUAUCUUCUGGGGCAAGUGUCGGCCGUAUCUCAGAUGAGUGCUAUAAAUGCCAUCAAACUGGACAUUGGGCCAAAGACUGCCCAAAUUCGGGUCCAUCUUACGGAAGCACUGAUUUUUCAUCUGGGAGAUAUGGAGGAGUUCCAAGGCAACAGGCACCCUUCCAAAUUGUGCGGUACUAGCUUCACACCGGUAGGGCAUCGGACG
This is a messenger RNA of Durio zibethinus, 2909 nucleotides long. Its product is annotated as replication protein A 70 kDa DNA-binding subunit E-like. Lineage: Eukaryota; Viridiplantae; Streptophyta; Magnoliopsida; Malvales; Malvaceae. The record is from RefSeq and is a predicted model, not a curated record. Gene Ontology annotation, cellular component: DNA replication factor A complex; nucleus. Gene Ontology annotation, biological process: double-strand break repair via homologous recombination; meiotic cell cycle; telomere maintenance via telomerase. Gene Ontology annotation, molecular function: single-stranded telomeric DNA binding; damaged DNA binding; zinc ion binding.